AGUUGUCAGACCAGGGAGGAUGUGACGUGUGCAAUGAUGGCUGGAGGAGAAUGCUUGCCGUUUCGUACUUUUUCUCUCUCUUUUAACACUGAAAAAGUGCUUCUGGGUCUGUUUCUAAAGCACCUCAAAGAGAGAAAAUUUCAUAUUGGAUUCCAAGAGGAAACAAUUCUUUUCCUGCAGAAUAUUUUGGUGUCUGGAUGAAAGCAUGGCAGAAGACUAUUCAGAGGCACUUUUGAAGAAGAAUUACUAUGAGAAUUGCCCGGGUUGUAAGGUUGAUCGAUACAAAGAGUUGAAGAAAGGACUGCCUAUUCGAGAACUUUUCUCAAUAUGGAUUGUUGUGCUUGGUACUGCAUUACCAAUAUCAUCUCUCUUUCCAUUCCUUUACUUCAUGGUUAGGGAUUUUCAUAUUGCAAAACGGGAGGAAGACAUUGGCUAUUAUGCAGGAUAUGUUGGGUCUACAUAUAUGCUUGGGAGAGCUUUGACUUCUGCUUUUUGGGGAAUAGUGGCUGAUCGCUAUGGACGAAAACCUGUUAUAAUUAUAGGGAAUUUGACAGUAGUUAUCUUCAACACCCUCUUUGGCCUUAGCACAAAUUUUUGGAUGGCUAUCGCUACAAGGUUUUUUCUUGGGAGUUUCAACGGUUUACUUGGACCUAUAAAGGCAUAUGCAUGCGAGAUUUUCCGUGAGGAAUAUAGUGCUUUAGGAUUGUCAACAGUGAGUACGGCAUGGGGUAUAGGAUUGAUCAUUGGUCCAGCUCUAGGAGGUUUCCUUGCCCAGCCAGCAGAGAAAUAUCCAAAUAUUUUUUCGAAAGAAUCUUUGUUUGGGAGAUUUCCAUACUUCCUACCCUGCUUCUGCAUGUCAGUUUUUGCACUGGGGGUCACAAUUGCUUCUUGCUGGCUUCCGGAAACACUGCAUACGCAUGACAAACAUAGUUCUUCAGUUGAUGAUACAGUAGACGAUAAGGAAAUUGGAUUUACUGGGUCUAAAAGAAAUGAAGGAAAACCAGACAACGAGGGAAAUAAACCAACUUCUGAGGAAAGCCUCCUAAGGAAUUGGCCUUUAAUGUCAUCUAUCAUUGUAUAUUGUGUUUUCGCUCUUCAUGAUAUGGCUUAUGGAGAGAUAUUUUCACUAUGGGCUGUCAGCCCUAGAAAGUUCGGGGGCCUGAGCUACUCAACUGAGGAUGUUGGGGAAGUUCUCUCCAUUUCAGGUUUCAGCCUUCUAGUAUUUCAACUUUCUUUGUAUCCAUGCUUGGAGAGGAUUUUUGGACCCAUAACGAUAUCUCGGAUAGGAGGGAUUAUAUCUAUUCCAUUGUUGGCAAGUUACCCUUUUAUUGCUAAGUUAUCAGGGUUCAACCUUACCCUUUUGUUAAAUUGUGCUUCUGUAGUGAAGAAUGUUCUAUCUGUGUCAAUUAUAACAGGCUUGUUCCUUCUGCAGAACAGAGCUGUGAGUCAACACCAAAGAGGAGCUGCAAAUGGUCUUGCUAUGACAGGGAUGUCUCUUUUUAAAGCAGCUGGUCCACUUGGAGCUGGUGCCCUAUUUUCUUGGGCACAAAAGCACCGGAAUUUGGCAUUUCUUCCAGGUAACCAUUUGGUCUUCUUCAUCUUAAAUGUGAUUGAAGCAAUUGGAGUGCUGAUGACAUUUAAGCCUUUCCUAGCUCAGCGGUGAAACAAAAACGAAUGAAAUGGCCAUCAUCUACUUGGGUGCAAUACAAAAUUCAAAACAAAGAAGCAUAUAUUCUUUGUCUAUUUUCAUUAAUAAUGACUUUACAUUUACAUUUAGAUUGGUCAGUUUGUAUUUGUUGUUCUUAGUAAAUAGGAAAAUGCCAUCUUGCUCUUUAUAUCAUCCAAACAACCAGCCAAUCACUAUUAACAUAGCUUUCAAAUUUCAUAGUUAAUCAACUUCGAAUACCAAACACCAAGAUUAGUUGUA
Molecule: messenger RNA, 1927 nt
Organism: Jatropha curcas
Lineage: Eukaryota; Viridiplantae; Streptophyta; Magnoliopsida; Malpighiales; Euphorbiaceae
Source: RefSeq, a predicted model, not a curated record